CUACUUGUGAAAGUUCCUCGUCCAGUAUCGAUUCGCUACCAAUGAAUGACUCUUGCGCUUAAUUGUCAUUGACGACCACUUUUGACCUUUCAAAACCAUCGUCGCAAACUCAAUGGGGAACACGAUUUCAUAUGCAACGAAGCCCUAUGACUUAGAUCUUGGCGAGAAGGGUACAAUACGCGGCUUACAGCAUGACGAAAAGUCGCGCAGAUACACAGGUAUUCCUUACGCACUUCCGCCAACAGGCGAACAUCGCUGGCGCAAACCAAGGGCUCUUCCAUCCUCAUGGGUAUGGGGAGGCGAGAAGGAUGAACCAUACGAUGCGACCAAGUUCAGGGCCAUAUGCCACCAGAAUGCAUUCCACGUUGGCAAAGCCGAAGGGGGCGAUGGAAAAUUCAGUGAGGACUGCCUGUUCAUGAACAUCUGGACGCCCGUUGGCGACGAAAAGACCUCAAAAUGGCCCGUGAUGCUGUGGCUACACGGAGGCUGGUUCCAAAUGGGCGAUCCGUCCCAUGAGGCAGGCAUGGACCCAACAGAGCUUAUAUCUUCUGGAGGCCUCAAUGCGAUUGUAGUUGCUAUUGGCUAUCGCCUGAAUAUCUUUGGGUUUCUUGCCGGCGAAGGCGUGCUUGAUGGAAAUUUCGGACUUUGGGACCAGCGCAUGGCAGCUGAAUGGGUUGAGGAAAACAUCAACCUCUUUGGUGGAGACCCUGAAAACAUUACACUGGCUGGACGAAGUGCUGGAGCAUACAGCGUCGAGGCGCAAAUGCUCCAUGAGUUUCGUCGGCCAGGACCCAAAUCAUCCCUUUAUCGACGCGUGUUUAUGGAUUCCAACGCCGUGCCAGCACAGCCAAAAUCACUACGAGAUACAGCAGCUCAAUUUGAGGAGGUUUGCAAUUACUUCAGUAUGGACAAAACUCUGUCUGGCGAAGAGAAACUAGGACAGCUUAGAAAGAUCUCGGCACAAGAACUACUCGAAGCUAUUCCCAAGCUCGAAAACCACACGUUUCGCCCGGUCACUGAUGAUUCCUUCCUACAUUCCGGCAUGAUGGAGUACCUCAAGAGUAAAGAAUUCGCCAACGAAUUCCAAUCUAGGGGAUACAAGAUUCUGAUCGGCGAGGUCGCCAACGAAGAGACCCUGUACUCCGUCUACAAUAGCCCUACUGAGCCAAGCAUAGAGUCGCUGAAAUUACAAGUGAUGAACUAUUAUUCGCCCAAUGUGACAGAGAGGGCAAUUCAGCGCUAUCAGCUCCCGCAGUCAGACAAGUUAGAAGACUGGAAGAAGGUGUUCGGUAAUAUAAUAUCGGAUGGCCAGGUUAGAGCGCCAUCAAGAUCUCUGGUCAAAGGUUUAUCGUUGAACGGAGUGAGGAUCCAUGAUAUAUGGCGCUAUCAGAUCUCCUACCGGCUCUCAUUUAUUGACGAUAAGGUUGCACCUAUGUCAUUUGGAGUCGCACAUGCAAUGGAUAAACCGUUUUGGAAUUUCUCAAUAUCAUACGGCCCAACGCCACAAGAGAGGCAACUGAUGGAGGACUGGAUCCAGAUCCUGUGCGCUUUUGUCAACGACGAUGGAUCAUAUGAUUUCGGAACUAAAUCUGUACGGGAUAUGAAAGUCAUCACUCCUGCAGGUGACAUUGUGGUUCGGGAAGAUGAGCGCUGGGACGAAUUGAUUGAGAUUGGCGGAAUAUUCAGUGGCGAGGAAGGUCGCGGACCUGGUUAGCAAAUGAAGAAUUUUGACCAACCUGAC
Molecule: messenger RNA, 1741 nt
Organism: Aaosphaeria arxii CBS 175.79
Lineage: Eukaryota; Fungi; Ascomycota; Dothideomycetes; Pleosporales
Product: alpha/beta-hydrolase
Exons: 3
Coding region: 113-1714 (533 amino acids)
Source: RefSeq, a predicted model, not a curated record